This is a messenger RNA of Paramecium tetraurelia, 1569 nucleotides long. RefSeq lists its product as uncharacterized. The record is from RefSeq and is a predicted model, not a curated record. Lineage: Eukaryota; Ciliophora; Oligohymenophorea; Peniculida; Parameciidae. The transcript has 6 exons.
AUGUCUACUCACGUCAAUCAAGCAUAACAGAAUUUAACCAAUUCGCAACAAGAAACCAAUCUCAGGAAUCGCAUCAGAUCGAGAAAAUUGUUCAUAUCAACAAUUAUUAAAUUCUUCUUUGCUGUAAUGCUAUUUUUACUGCUCAGUCUCCAGAUCUAAUAUCACCUGGAUGUUAUUUCCAUUUUUGUACUUUUUCUAAUAUACCAUCUCACUGACUUUUUGAAUGCCCUAUACUAUCAUUUUAAGAUGAAAAAAUUGUAAAUACGAUUCAAGAAGAAAAAGUUAUUGGGCUAUGUUGGAGCCACAUUAUUUGAUUUCUUUUAUUUAACAUGCUUAUUGUUGCUAAAAAAAGUCGGAUACCAAUAUUUUGUUUACAGUAAUGUAUUUUUAGUUAUUGCAAUUUUAAUGAACUUCUACUCACUCUAUCAAGAUAGAGCUUUAUUAGAAUCACUAAAAAUGUUGAAUCAAAUAUCUUUAUUGACAAGAAUUUAUGUAGCGAUAUGUUCACUAUUUAUAACUUUGAAAAUAGAUAAAGUCAUAAUUUGGAAUUGGACUCCAACAUUAUGGGGUGUUUGGGUCGGUUUGAUUUGUUUUAUUGGUAUUAGUGCAGGUUCUCUAAUAGUAACAUUUAGCAAGAUAAUAUAAUAUCUGUUUGACAGAUAAAAUUUAUAGAGAUCAGAAUGUAUUUGUUCCUAUAACAACUUUUAGUAAUUUCCUACAUCUGGUUAACUCAACUGCUCAUAUUUGGGAGUGUUUCCAUAUCAUUAAGUUCUUUGGGAUAUUUAGAGUAUUUAGAAAAUCAACCAAAUUAUUCUCACAAUUUCGUUGUGCAAGAAUAUUUCAUAAUUGCUGAAUUUUUCAUCAUUUUAAUUUAUUCCUUUAUAUUUUCGUAUAGAUAUCUAUGAUGAACCUGUUAACUAAUAAUAAUUUUCUGUUAACAUACAAGGAAACAACUAAACUUUGUAAUAAAUCAAUCCGACUUCCUCAAGAACUUAGAUUCCUUAGGUUGUGUAAAAAAUAUCAAAAGCCUAUUUUGGAAUACCCUCUUUGAUCAAGAAGGAAGGGGGUGAUUAAGAUUCAAUUAGUGGGUCUCCAGUUCUUAAGAAAUCAUCAAAAGGGCACAAAAGAGCAUUUUCCAGCUAAGGAGUCGCUUCAUAGAUGUUUUAAGAAUUGGAUUAUAUAGUUAUUGAUAAGCAACCUCCUAAUGCUUUAAAUAAGACUACUUCUAAUGAAUUAAAAUUUUAAAUUGAUAAAAAGAGAUGUAAUUCUCAUUUAGUAACAAUUGCUCAUGAUGACAGUAUUUAAAAUAAAAAACAGGAAAUGAGUAUGAGUUAGACCAGCAACAUUUGUAUAGUGUGUUAUGAAAGGGGACCGAAUGCUGUUUUUAUGAAUUGUGGUCAUGGAGGAACAUGUUAUCAAUGUGCUAUAGACAUUUGGAAAUAAAAAACAGUUUGUUACUUAUGUAGGAAUAAAAUUGAAUACAUUUUAAAGGUUGAUUUGGAGGAUAGAUAUGGAGAUUUAUUUAAAGUUGUUUCUACUGCUUAAAUGAUAGAUUAAUUUAAUAAAUGA